Molecule: messenger RNA, 324 nt
Organism: Macrosiphum euphorbiae (potato aphid)
Lineage: Eukaryota; Metazoa; Arthropoda; Insecta; Hemiptera; Aphididae
Source: the annotation of a GenBank genome assembly
AUGGACAAUUUUCAAGAAAAUAACAUAAUCUCAACCGAUUUGGAUUUGUGCAUAAACGCAGAACAACAUAUCGCAGACAUCAACGAUAUUCAUUUAACACCGAACAAACUAGCAUUGUUACAAACCGUGGGCGACACGGUCGAAUCUGCACGUUGUUUACAAAGUGCUCUGCAGCCCUCAGUUCAAAGACGUAAACCUGGAAGAUUUGAGAUAACUGGAAAAAAUGUCGUCCGUGUGGAGAACAAUACGACGAUGCAGGUAGUAUCAAGUAGAAACAAGAACGUGGUAAUGCAUUAUGGUAGAGUAUUUCUCUGGAACGCUUGA